AUGAAUAGCUCUGUAUUUUGCACUUUCCUAAUGAUUGGAAGUGUCCUUUAUUUUGUUUCCUCCUACUCCACUUCUUUUUUGGAGGAAAUUUACUCAGUGUAGCCUAUUAUAAUAACCACUAAUAAACGAAUAAAAGAAAAAGCGAAGCUGAUAAACAACGAGGCGAAGAAAUCUCCCUUGUUUCAAUCGAUGAAGACACGAUAUCAUUAGAUGUUUCCGGAUGCCUAGUUGCUAGCCAAUCUAUCUAAGAUUGAGUAAAACAUGAUUGAUGCUGACAUAUCGCAAUAUACUGCUUUUAGAGUGGAUAAUAAGGGUUAAAGCAUUCCUAGAUUUGAAGAAACAGAAAGCUAUUGGAAGUAUAUGAGUCAAAUUUAUAGAAACAAGACAUUUAAUUCAAUUUUUGAAAUCAAAGAUGAGAAUCAUCAGGAGUAAUUCUAUUUGCUAAAUGCAAACAAUGAAGUUAUUAGCAAUCUAACGUUCAAUCCAUACUUUGGGGAAAUAACUUUAAUGAGAACACUAUAAAAGCCUUAUUUUAAACUUAAAGAACAAUCGAUGCAGCAAUAUGCAAGAAAAGGCUCAAAGCAAUAAGUUGAAGAGAAGCAUUUUGAUGGGAAUACUGCAAUAUAUGCCAAUCCUAAGCAAAUUCAUACCUGCUUUCAGUCAUAUGUACCAGGUAUAAUCUUGUAUGUGGCUAUGAAUCAAUAUUCUAAAGAGUAGUUUCUAGUGGUGUAUAGAAUAUUAACCUUUGAAGGAGCCAUUCAUCGAAUUAGAGUUUUUAACAAUAUUGAUUGUAAUAAUGAAGGUCUAUCAUAUGGCGAUCUGAGAACCAACUAAGGUGAAAUUGAACUGGACAAAACUUUGAAGUAUGAAAAUCAUUAUUCUUACGGAGAUAGUACUGUGAAGCUAGGAACCAAUUAUGAAGACUUUAAGCUAGAUGGCAACUUUUAAAUUACAGCAAUAAGUUAUAUGAAUAAAGACACAAUCACCUAUUCAAGAUUACUAGAUUUCUAUCAAUAUCGAGUACUGCAGAGAUAUGUUAAUGAGAAAACAGGAGAAAUAAACUGGAAAGAGACACAAAGAGGGCCUUUAAUUGAUAGAACCAAAGACAAGAUAUUUAUUUGUACUGGCAUUCACUAAAUUGAAACUGGAAUGAAAAAUAUUUCGACUUACGUUGUUGCAUACCUUAAAGGAGAAUCUUAAUAGCAAGUGCAGAUUAAGGUUGAACUUCAGCAACAAAUAAAUCAAAGUGAUUAAUAUACUGAGGAAAAUUCGAAAGAGCCCAAUUGGCAAACUAAGACAUAAAUAUACGAUAGAAAAUUCCCUAUUUACUAGUCUCCUAAUGUUUAUAAUCACGAUCUAACUAUUCAUCUUAGUUAGUUUUCAGAUAGGCAUUAAAAAAAUUAGAUAAUAACUAUGUUUGGGUAGUAUUUUCUAGCUUUAGACUGGGAUCAAAAAGCUUAAAACAUACUGGUAUUUGAUACAUUUAAGGAACCCCUUAAUGACUAUAUUGAUCUAAUGACUGUGUCCUCGGAUAACACGAAUUUAUUCUUAUAUUCUUAGGAUAGCAACAUUCUCUAUCAAAUAUUCCGUGAAAGAGGCUAGUCAGAGAAGGUAAUGGAGGAAUGGCUAGAGGUUAGAUUGAACAAUUUACCAUCAGAAUUAAUGAACAAAAGAAUUUUAAGUAUAUACUUAAAAAACUUACCUCAAACUAAAGAACGAAUCAUGAUGAUGCUAUUUGAGGGAGGAAUCCUUGGCAGCUUUAAAAUUGAAGAGCUAAAUGAAGAUUUUUUAUCAGCAUUGGAGAUUUUAGAGGAUGAAACCUUUUUGGAUAUUGUUUUUCCACUAGUCGUGCUUAUUAGUGCAUCUAUCGUGCUCUGUGUCAAGAGAAGAAGAUAAUCUUAACUUUUAAAUCCUAAUAAUGGGGUAAAUAAUGCUUGGCCAAUGCGCGGAGGGUUUCCAGUGCCAAUCUCAAGAAUCAAUAGAUAAAAUGGAGUGAUUAAUCAGCAAAAUAUAAACAAUAAUAUUGCUGGUGCCAAUAAUAACAACAAUAAUAACUUCAACUAAUAGGACAUAGUCGGCGGAAUACCAUUUAAUCAGUUAGCUGGUUAGUAAGAUUAAGAUUAGAUACAUGAAUAAUAACCUGCAUAAAAUGUUCCUAUACCAGUUAGAAUAGAAAAUUUGAAUCCCUUAAAUGGGGAUAUGCUGGAGCCAUAAGCAGAAGAUCUGCUUGAUGAAAACAUUAACAAUCUUAAUAGACUUAUUUAGGAAUUAGACGCAGACAAUAAUUAGAGCCAAAUGAGGUUAGACCAGGAAUUAUUAGAUGAUAUGGAUGAUUAAGACAUAGAUGUUGACGAUAAUUAAAACUAGCAAAUCAAUUAAAUGCAGUAAAGAUUAGAUUUUAUGGAUUAGCUAGUAGAUGAUGACGAUGCAAACCAGUGA
Stylonychia lemnae is the source of this 2439-nucleotide messenger RNA. The record is from the annotation of a GenBank genome assembly. NCBI's taxonomy places the organism in Eukaryota, Ciliophora, Spirotrichea, Sporadotrichida, Oxytrichidae.